Molecule: messenger RNA, 2210 nt
Organism: Paecilomyces variotii
Lineage: Eukaryota; Fungi; Ascomycota; Eurotiomycetes; Eurotiales; Thermoascaceae
Exons: 1
Coding region: 335-2077 (580 amino acids)
Source: RefSeq, a predicted model, not a curated record
UCUAAUAAGCCCUUACCGUCUGUGCGCUUUCGCGGUGGAUCUCUGUUUACACUCUUUUUAUGCAUCGGCAUGCAUCUGGCCGCCCGUCAGCCACCAGCUCACUGGCUGCUCCCUUUCCUGUUUCAUAGUCUCGACCUACUUUUUUUCUGGUCGGGUACUCUGUGUAUAAACAUCUCCAUCCACCCUGGCAAUAGCGUUCCUCGUCCCAAUUCCAGAGCCCAUUCUUCGCUUGAGAGCUGGCGACCCACGCGUCUCACACUACAGCUUUGAUGUGCUUUCCGGAUACCUCCCGUAUCGUGUGUUGACAUUUUUGUGUCCAUUGGAAUCCGAGCUCAUGGCUGGCGGAUACUCUCCCUUCCCAAGCACUUUGGACAAUUCAGGAAGACCGCGGAGGCGGACACAGACAAAAGAAGACCAGCCACUGCCUCUCUUCCAUCCCGGAUCGAGGAACACCGGAUCGACUGAUCUUGGGAACCCCCCGAGACAUCCUACGACUAUCGAAGACCCCAACCUUGAUCCUUUCUAUCUGGAGCGUUCACUGGAGAACGUCACGUCUUGGGAAUCACAAGAGAAGGAAAGUCGUGAUGCUGGCAGCGAACUGUGCCAGAAUGGGAAGUUCAUGUCCUCGGACUUGAAUCUGGACACCGCACCAUUCCCUUCGUUUGGCAACAGUCAAGAGCGAUUGCCUGCUCUAGCAUAUCAAACUCCGGAACUGGGAACACACUCCAGUUUUGAACACUCUCGUUAUCCUUGCACAACCUCUCACCAAUUUCCUUAUCACCACUACGGACAACAUUCUUUCAGCUCGGUACAGUCCGAUGCGAGCGGAAAUAUACCGGACCUGACUCCAAGUAGUUCAUUUUCAUCGAACUAUUCGGUUUCAAACUGCCCAGAAGCCGUGUUGAACGCGACCAAACAGCUUUGCCUGCACACUAACCGGGCAGAACGAACCGUUUCCGAGCCACCAUAUUUGUAUAUCAGCCCUGACCGCUCCUCCACAGGCGAUAACGUUGAUUCCUACGCUGCCACGGAACCCUCGACGCCUACUGGAACCAUCACCCCUUACGACUUUCCUUACAACGACUCCUCAGAUACUCUCAUUAUGCAUUUCACUAACCCCGGGGCGCCUUCCGCCUCUUCGCUUCGCUCAAAGCCACUGCCAUCACUGCCAAACUUAUCGAGGGACUCUAAUGGUCAGCAUGCGACCAAGAAGGCCCACAGCCCAUGUUUGAAGACGCAGAUAGAUCCCGCCCUUAUAUCUCCACCCUGCUUGAUAGAUCCUGUCACGAUGGAACCACACGCCACGCCCUAUGAUCAAGCACUGUUCAUUCCAGCAAACGAGUGUCCCAGUCCAGUCCCGAGCCCCGUAGCUUGUUCGCCUCCAAUCACUCGUCAAGUGACUGGACACUCUACUAGGGCUCGACCAUCUACAUCGACAUCAGAGGCCCAUUGCGAACAGUCUGUAUGGGAAUCAGACUCGGAUUCUGAAUCCAUAGGGCCGAAGUCACUCUCGCGCAGAAGGCCCAUUGACACCCUGCGCAAAGUCCGAAGUCGUGUUCAACUCAAAGUAACCAAAUCGACGACGAAGCUUGAUGGUGAAGAGAAUAGUGGACAUGAGUCUGAGCGGUCCUCGGAGGAAGUGCCUCCAAUGCCGACUCCCACAUAUCAACAGUUCCCGGAAGUGAAAACGGCUACCAACCAGAACUGGACACCAGAGCCUGUACGUGGAUCAGUUGAACACACGCUUCGUCUUGUUGCGCCCUCUACUACAUCACUUCCUCGCCCUUCUUCUUCUCGGGGUACCGGCCAGGAGAGCAACGGAAAUGAGAAAAUGUCUACUGUAGCGGCUAUGCACACGCAUCGUCCGCAUAGGCUAGAAAGCGAACAGCGUCGUCAUUUCCCUACACACGAGGCCAUUUACGGCAAAUGUCUGGAAUCCCAGUCCACAAUUGAUCUCAAUGCCGCGUUGUCAUUGAGUCGUCCCGGAUUGUUGAGACGCCUUUGCCGGUCAUUCCGUGCUCUGAGCUGCCAUCACGUCCACGAGGAGGACUGCUAUGAAAAGACAUUCAGACGAUAAGUAUCUUCGACUGACGACCUCACUCGAUUAUCGCAAACGGAUGCAUACUCUCGCAUCCUUUUUAUGUUCAGCCACAACGUCUUUCCUUACGAUCAGUUCUUUCUCUAAUCAAUCUUUUUCGAUAUUCCAUGCG